UCCCCCAUCCUCCUCCCGUCCGCUACUGCGGUCGGCAGGGUGUCAUUACCGCUUCCUCACCGGCCGCCCGUCUGUCUCCAACACGGUCCAGCGGGGCCCACAGCGGCCCGCCCUGGGACCCAGCCGGCGACCCCGUCUCCCGGUGUAUGUAAAGUGGUGGAGUGACGCCCCGUACCGUCGUCUUUACGGACGUGGCCGACGCUCCGCAGCUGGUGUUAAAAAAUGGUGCCGGCGACUCAAAGGGGUCACUGCCGUGCGGGACUUGCUGCUGUCAGGCUGCUCCAAGACACACAAUCUUCAAUUACAGUUUCUCCUCUCUAUUCCGUGGAAUCGAGAAGCGGAAGCCAGGCCACCACCAGCCGCACCAGCCCAUCACCAACUGCACCAUCAGCAGGCACUAGCUACAGCACCACCAGCCGCUGACGUCCGCUGGUCCCAGCGCCCCUACCAGCGCCGCCGCCAUGCUGGGUCGCCUGCUGGUGCCGGUGGCGCUGCUGACCUUGACCUGGGGUCACGCGGGUCCCAGCAGCUACUGCCGUGAUAACCAGGGCUAUUUCUACCACUGCGACGACUCCAGCUGGGGAUCAGGCAACUCCUGGCGUCGCUGGUAUGGCGAGGGCGGCUACAGUGACCUAUCCCGCAGCCUGGGCCGGGGUCAGGUCACGUUCGCCCCCUCGGGCGGUGUGCAGCUGACCUGUGACUUCUCUCAGACGGGCCGCUCCGACUGGGACGGGAUGGUGACGGACAUUGUCUGGCGGAAGGUGGACAGAACCUUCCGCAGGACCACGGGCGGCAGGUCCUUCUUCACCGACAGCCGCUACAACGGCGGCGGGUUCUCCGACCGCGCCUCGUUCGUCAACAUCGGCAGUGUCGACGCCGGCGUCGGCGACCGCUUCGACGGACGCUACGGCAGCUUCGGCGGCUACAACGGCGGCAGGUACAGUGUCUUCAACAGGCCGGGGUACUACGGAUACAACACUGGCAGCGGUGGCUACUACGAUAACAACUAUAGCGGGCCCUAUCGCGACAGAGGAGACGGGUUCUACGAUGGUUUCGGCUCCUCCAGCAUGGGAAGUUUCAGCGGGGGGUAUGUGCGAGACGACUACCUCGGUCCCGCCAACACCGGCUUCGGUGGCCGGCCCGGUUAUGAUUCCGGUUACUUCAACUCUGGGUUUGGUUCGGGCUGCUCCGGCGGCGGCGGCGGCGGCGACAGCGGCUGCGGCUGCGGCGGGCGGCCCUGGUACCGCUGUCUCGAUAGUCGGGUUCGGCGCAGGAGGCGACACGUCUCCACCGGGGGUCGGGCCAUGUCCUGCUGGGUCACCCAGGGUCCCGGCUGGUCCACGUUAACCCUGACCCGGCCCGGCCCGGAGGACGAGGGGCUCUACAUGUGUGUGGGCCGCAGCGGGGGCUCCCGAGCUGUAUCGAUGGAGGUGGAGCUGUCCAGGUAUGUCGCCGGUGGCCGCUAUCGCAGCGCACUGCUGAAAACGGAGCCCGACAGAGUGGUGGAGGAAGGGGCAGAGGGGAGAGAGGAGGGAGAGGCGGAGGCGGCGGCGAAUGAGGUGGAGAAGUGAGGAUAGGUCUCAGGGAGGUCGGAGGUUUUUGGGAGUGUUGUUGGUGAUGGGUUGUUCUAGUGAGCUCAGAGUUUCGCUAAGCUCGCUGUUAUCUGCUGAGGCAGUGACUCAAAUCAAACAUGUUUUGUUGGUGAUUUUAUUGUUGCUGUUAUGAAGAGUUAACACGUACACACAUAUAUGUUGUAUAACAGUUGUGACAAUCACGUGACAUGCUUGGAAUACAAGUAAAUGCCCUGAUCUGCGUGA
Messenger RNA from Amphibalanus amphitrite, 1817 nucleotides. Its product is annotated as loricrin-like. The record is from RefSeq and is a predicted model, not a curated record. Lineage: Eukaryota; Metazoa; Arthropoda; Thecostraca; Balanomorpha; Balanidae. Bases 462 to 1571 code for a protein of 369 amino acids. The transcript is spliced from 4 exons.